GUGCCUGAGUCAGAAUUGCGCUUGAUGAAAUUCAUUCUGACACCGAGCCCGCAGGCUCCCUGUCGAUGCCGACGAACGGGGGUGCCGAACAACACCGCAGCACCGAGCGGGGCAAUGACGGACAGCAGGUCUCAAGGCCAUGUCCAGCCGGACGAGCAUCCGACUCCAGACGUCAGCAGCAGUGUCCGGCCAAAUCCACCCGCCAACUCGCAGCCAAGCUCGCCCUCAGCACGCAUCGGCUCGGCUGCAGCAUGUCUGACUCGCCAAAAUGGAAGAACAAGCGGGCCAGCGCCAGAGCCCGCAUCAUCCGGGAACAUGCGCCCCGGUAUUCCGGCGAGACAAGCUUCUUCGCAGCCGCACCGACCCAGAUCCUGUGCUUCUUGAACCUCGGAUACACCGGCGAGGUCGGAGGGGUGCUGGGCUCGGCCAUGGACGAGAUCCUGUCGGAUUUCAGCGGCUUUCGCAGCGUCGCCAUGGCUCUUGGAAAGCCAUAUUCAUUUGCCAUCUUUGCCGACGCCCGCAGCGCCGGGUCGGCUCUGUCUCGUCUCGAUGGCACAGCGCAUCCCGCAGCCGGUGGCAAGUGCCUGUUACUCGAGUUCGUCGGUGAGAUACCGCCGGCAUAUCUGGCGGCUUCUAAGGUCCUAUCGAGCCCAGAGGAGGUUGCGGCUGCGAUCCCGGGACUUUUUGUCGUGCCUGAGUUUGUGGAUACUGAGCACGAACAAGCUCUGCUGAAGGUCAUCGAUGCCGGUGCAUGGGACUCGCUCAGGGACAGACGGGUGCAACACCAUGGAUUCAACUUCAAUUACAUUAGCAACAACGUCUCUACCGACGGCUCGGACACUGCCUCGAUUCCGGCUCUGCCAGCAUGGUGUGUGCCGGUCGUGUCGGAAUACCAACGACGCUUUCCCGGAUUCCCAACACCAAACCAGCUCACAAUCAACGAGUACGGCCCCGGUUGCGGAAUCGCUCCGCAUGUGGACGUCCAUAGCGCAUUUGCUGGACCAAUCGUGUCUGUCAGCCUGGGCUCGCCAGUCGUCAUGGAGUUUCGCAGAUUCAAGCGAGCACAGCCAUCCGCUUCCAAGAAUGUCACCGAUGGCCCGAUUACGGACAAAGCCUCGGCAGUGUCCUCGGUUUCAUCCAAAUCCACACCCGAGUCUGAAUCCAAGUCUGAAUCCAAGUCUGAAUCCAAGUCUGGGCUCGAGUCGCUGAACGUAUGGCUUCCGCAACGGUCGCUUGCGGUCUUUUCCGGAGAAGCUCGAUACGGAUGGGAGCACGGCAUUCGUCCCCGCAAGGUCGACAUGCACGACGGCCGCAUUGUCGAGCGGGGCCUCCGAGUCAGCCUCACGUUCAGGGCGGUGGUGGCAAUGGAAGAACGGGCCUGCCAUUGUGCGUGGUCUGCAAUGUGCGAUGCGCAGGGAGGCGGCAGCGGUGGUCGAGGCAACGGUCGAGAAUUCAAAUGCACUUCCAGCCAAUCCAAUAAUUAACGGGACAGCCCGGAUUUUGAUCGUUGGUGAAUGUUAUCACUCAAAACAUCGCGUGCUGGCCAUGACCGUUCAGUGAUGUGUUUCUGGAUCUGAAUCAAGGACGCUUUCUCCCUCAGAUGGCUCCCCGGAAGCGAAAGGCACCACCCGGGCGACGGUGAUUCAGGGGACUCGAUCUCC
Polychytrium aggregatum is the source of this 1661-nucleotide messenger RNA. RefSeq lists its product as uncharacterized. Gene Ontology annotation, biological process: oxidative demethylation. The record is from RefSeq and is a predicted model, not a curated record. The transcript has 3 exons. Bases 66 to 1484 code for a protein of 472 amino acids. Gene Ontology annotation, molecular function: demethylase activity; oxidoreductase activity. NCBI's taxonomy places the organism in Eukaryota, Fungi, Chytridiomycota, Chytridiomycetes, Polychytriales.